Molecule: messenger RNA, 3996 nt
Organism: Labrus bergylta (ballan wrasse)
Lineage: Eukaryota; Metazoa; Chordata; Actinopteri; Labriformes; Labridae
Source: RefSeq, a predicted model, not a curated record
GUUGAACAUCCUACUGGGCGGCAUGACUCCGCUCUACUUCCACGUCGUCAACGUGUUUCUGCACUGCGCCGUCACCUGCCUGCUCAUGCACACCUGUGAGCGCUGCACCUUUGAGGACUCGCGUCUCGCCUUCGUCACGGCGCUCUUCUUCGCUGUGCACCCCGUCCACACCGAGGCUGUGUCUGGGAUCGUGGGCAGAGCUGACGUCUUGGCCUGUCUGCUUUUCUUGCUGACGUUUCUCUCCUACAUCAGGAGCGUGGGGGUGUGCGUCUCCGAGGACUCCUUCCCCUCCACUGUCUCUCCGCGUUGUCUCCUCGUCAGUCUGUUGCUCGGUACCUGCGCCAUGCUGGUGAAGGAGACGGGCAUCACCGUGUUCGGCGUGUGUGUGCUGUACGACGCCCUGGUGCUGUGCCGCAGGCCGCUCAUCCAUCACCUGUCCGGCUCCAGACUCAGGGACCUCCUCCACAUCUGCAGCCCCUUCAUCAAACGAGCCGGCCUCAUCUCCGCCUAUGUGGUGCUCAUCAUGUCAGUCCGGUUGUGGCUGAUGGGAGGAUCCAUGCCUCUCUUCUCUGAACAGGACAACCCUGCCUCCUUCUCACCUCACCUGCUCACAAGGAUCCUGACCUACUCCUACCUGCUCUCCUUUAACGCCUGGCUGCUGCUGGCCCCCGUCGUGCUGUGUUACGACUGGCAGGUGGGGAGCAUCCCCCUGGUGGAGUCGCCGGGCGAUGUGCGUAACGUGGCGACGGUGCUGCUGGCCGUGGUGAUGCUCGCUCUCUGCCUUCACUGCGUCCUCUCUCUGCAGAAACAGGAGAGCAGGCAGGUGCUGGUCGGGUUGCUGUUCCUCAUGUUUCCCUUCAUUCCUGCCAGCAACCUUUUCUUCAGGGUGGGUUUCGUCGUGGCCGAGAGGGUCCUCUACAUGCCCAGUAUGGGCUACUGUAUCCUGGUGGCUCACGGUCUGGGCCGGCUGUGCUCGGUGGUCGGUCGUUGGGGCACGACGGUCCUCAGCGUCUCCACACUGCUUCUGCUCGUCCUCUUCUCCUGGAAGACCGUCCAGCAGAACCACGUCUGGCUCUCCAGGGAGGCCCUGUUUCGCUCUGGUAUCCAGACUCUGCCUCACAAUGCCAAAGUCCACUACAACUAUGCCAACUUCCUGAAGGACAGCGGGCGUCACCAGGAGGCCAUCCACCACUACACCACGGCCCUCAGGUUGUACCCCCGUCAUGCCAGCGCCAUGAACAAUCUCGGCACUCUGACUCGCAGCCCCGAGGAGGCGGAGAGUUACUACAGGAAAGCUCUGGACACCAACCCUCAGCAUAACCGAGCGCUGUUUAACCUGGGAAACCUCCUCAAGUCUCAGGGGAAGGAGAAAGAGGCUGAGACUCUGCUGAGGGACUCGAUACGCUUCGGUCCUCAUUUUGCGGAUGCUUACUCCAGCCUGGCAUCUCUUUACGCUGAGCAGAAACGUUUCGCUGAAGCCAACGAGGUGUAUCUAAAGGGUAUCGAGAACUGUCCCGACAGCUCCGACCUGCACAACAACUACGGCGUGUUUCUGGUGGAUACGGGAGACGGCGAGCUAGCAGCCGCUCACUACCAGCAUGCCGUGAGACUCAAACCUGCACACUACGUUGCCAUGGUGAACCUGGGCCGCCUGCUCAGAUCGUCCAAUGAGAACAAAGAAGCUGAGUCUUGGUACAAAAGGGCGCUGCAGGUGACGAGGAAAGUUGACAUCCUGACUCCGCUCGGAGCUCUGUACUACAACACGGGCCGCUACGAGGAGGCCCUGCAGGUGUACAGAGAGGCCGCCACCCUGCAGCCCAACAGUGCCGACAUCUGGCUUGCUCUGGCUCAGGUUUUAGCCAUGGCGGGUCGUACCAAAGAGGCAGAGAAGAUGACGCAGGACAUCAUAUCGAGAGAAGGCAGCUGUAUCGAAUGUUACCGCCUCCUGUCUGCGAUCUACAGCAAGAGAGGCAACUACACAGAGGCUCUGGACGCUCUGGACCGGGCCCUGCAGCAGAAUCCCAGUGAUCUGACAGUGAAAGCCGAGCUUUAUUUCUCCAAAGGAAACCAGCUGAGAGAGAUGAACCAGCUGGACCGAGCCUUCGAGAGCUACAAGCUGGCUGUGGAGCUCAAACCCGACCAAUCCCAGGCCUGGAUGAACAUGGGAGGGAUUCAGCACAUUAAGGGAGACUACGCAGCAGCCAGGAUGUACUACCAGCGCGCCCUUCUUCUGAGCCCUGGGUCCAAACUCCUGAAGGAAAAUCUGGCCAAGCUAGACCGGCUGGAGAGGAAACUGACAGUGGGGGCGUAGACGACCACCACUAUCCACCAGGCGAUGCACCCUCCUGGGCAAGAAAUCAUGGGAGCAGGGCACCUCCCGACCCGGCCCCUCUGGAGACUAAAGACCAGCCACCAGGCUGCUGGAUGACACGUACCUGGUUACUAUGAAGACCUGCCUGUUAGAGCAGUGGGGAUUGUAAAGAGGUGGGGCCAAAGAGACUGGUCCGGCCACAGAAGCCUUUCCGGAUCGAGCAGAAGGAAGCGGCUGGUCGAGGACCACCGGGACGCCCGUCUGCAUCAGCUUUACUUCAAAAUGCACAUCUGCGUCAGACAGCUGUGACCUGAUGACUUAUUAUUUACUGUUCCUGUGAAGUUAUUUACUUUAAAGCACUUAUUAUUCUGUCCUCUGCUCUGCCUAACAGAAUUAUUCAUGUAUUUAUAUUAGUGCAGUGAGAGUUUGUGGAAAAUGUUGUUAAUAUGAAGGGAAGGUGCUUCGAGGUUCAUUCAGGAACUAUGACAUUUAAAUUAACACGCCAUCCCACGCCACACAACCAAUCCAUUAAAGGAGAUCUAUUAUCCUCACUUCCUCCCUUAAUGAUGUCAGUCUGGGACACCUGUUGCGAGAUGUGUAGCUCAAAAACCUCCUCAUUUAUCUGAUACUGGCGUCAGUAAAACCCCCUCAUUUUAGCCUCUGCCUGAAACGCUUUAUUUUAGCUACUGUCUCUUUAAGACCCGCCUCCCCACAUGCCUACUCUCCUCUGAUUGGCCAGCUCUAUUUGCAGUCACAGGGACACUUGAGUGAGCUUUCUGUGUGGGCGUGUCCUACAGCUUUGCUCUGAAACGUCGGCAGAACCUGACGUCAGGUUCUUGCCAAGUCUCACCAAGUUCUCGUAACGUCUCGUUCAGAGCAGCAGGAAACCACGUCCGGGGUUUACGCCAACAUCGUAACAUGAUAUGUAUGAAUUUAAAUAUGGAUCAGCUGAAUAGAUCUCCUUUAAUGUUUUAUCUCAAAGGAGCGUUUUCAAACAAACUGAUAUCAAACUUUCUCUUGAUGUAAUUGUUUUUACCUUUAACCGACCACAGCAACGAGACAAAGGAACGCUAGGCUACGUAGCUAGUUCCAACAUCCAAAUCCUGAUAUUCUUGCAACGUCACGAUACACACACAAUGAGCUUGAGUUCGUUUGUCCUACGAUGUGGCAAUGGACGUAGUUGAACAAUAUAUUGUGCAGCCCUAGCACUUUUAAGCAAUAUGCCUCAAACCUGCCCCAUAUUAGACUGAAACACUUGGAAUUGAUCCUUGGAGUUUAAACUAUUCUGUUGCACAUGAAGGGAAUAUCCCGACAUUUUAAUUCCACUCAGUAUAUCAGAGAGAAAAACAAAAAGCAAACACCGGGACAGUUACCACAUUAGAAGUAGAAUAUGCUUCACAAAGAGGUUCUUUCUCCUUGGAGAUAAACUGUUCAUCUGACCUCCAUUUUCAACCACAGAAGAAGAGGCGAGCCGUGUGCAGGUUUAUUAAGCUCCGUGUGAGGACCUGAAGCUUCUGUCGUCCUUUAACCCUCUGAAGAUUGCUGUUCGGUUGCUCGUUGUGAUUUUGUUGACGGUCGUUUUGAUUGUGAUCGAGUUUUGUUGUGGAAUGACUCUGGGAUGAAAAUGAAGUGACCCGUGUGAUGACUGCAUCGCACCAAGAAAAUAAAGUAUAUGUUUUAUUAAA